CUACCGACGUUCGAUGUCGGCAGAUCGCGCAUUUGCGAUAUUUGUUCUCUCUUGCUUCUAUUUGUGACAUAUAUGUUAAUAUUGAAGAUGUUUGUUUAAAUGCGAAAAAGAGUAUUAAACAAAAUCUAAUUCUUGGUGUCUUUACUGGCGAAUGACAAAUAAUUGAUGUAAUAUUAUGUCGACGUUAAAUGAAUAUACUUGUCAACUAUCUACGGAGGAGAAAGCGUAUAUGGCGGCUAAUUUGAAUGAAACAGACGAAACCAGACCAAUUAAAAUUGCUGAAAUAAGGCAAUGGAUAACGGAGAAUGAAGAUUUACACGCACCUACUGAUGACUUUUUCAUUCUACGUUUCUUGAGGGCAUGCAAAUUUAAUAUCGAGAAGACAAAAUCUAAAUUAUGGAAUUAUUAUAAGCAGAGGGCGAAUCUUCCAGAAUGGUAUAGCAACAGGGAUCCAUUUCUACCAGAGUUGCAAGAACUCUUUGAUUUGGGGGUGUUUUUGCCUUUAAGAAAAUUAGAUAACGAGGGCAGAAUGGUUGUGAUAAUACGUGCUGCAGCACAUUCUCCUAAUAGACACAAAAUGUCAGACAUGUUGAAGGCAUCGUUAAUGAUUUUGGAUCUAGCUUUACGAGACCACGAAUCCGUAACGAUUCACGGUAUAACGGCUAUCUUGGAUAUAAGUGGAAUUACAUAUGAGCAUGUAUUUCAAUUACCACCGAGUGUUAUUAAAAAUCUAGUUCACGCAUGGCAGGGCUGCUAUCCUGUUAGAAUUUACUCGUUGGAUUUUAUCAAUACUCACAAAUUCAUAAAUACAGUCUUAAACGUUUUCAGAAGCUUUAUGACUACAAAGUUGAAACAAAGAGUACAUGUUCAUGCACGUGAUAAAUUAAAGUUAUACGAAACUUUGCCAGUGAAUAUGUUGCCAAAGGAAUAUGGCGGUAUGAAUGGAACAGUGAAGGAACUAAGUGAGUAUUGGAAGCGUACGGUUAUAGAGAACGGAGAAUGGUUCGCCGAGCAAGAAAAAUACAAAUUGACGUUGAUUAAGUAACUAGAUUGAGACUAAUUUGCAAUAACGAGGGAUUGCACAUGCAAUUGUUCAGAUGGUUAAUAAAGAACUACGUGAUAGACAUCUUGAAAUAUUUUUUAUUUUUUUUGUAAAUGAUUUUUAAACAGAAAAUAGAGAACGGAAAACGGAAAUAUACAGUG
Messenger RNA from Bombus huntii, 1203 nucleotides. Its product is annotated as retinol-binding protein pinta-like. The record is from RefSeq and is a predicted model, not a curated record. The transcript is spliced from 5 exons. The coding region runs from base 176 to 1045 and encodes 289 amino acids. Gene Ontology annotation, cellular component: membrane. Lineage: Eukaryota; Metazoa; Arthropoda; Insecta; Hymenoptera; Apidae. Gene Ontology annotation, molecular function: phosphatidylinositol bisphosphate binding.